AUGAUCCAAAUCAGCUUCCUCUGUAUAGGUCCUCCUGAAUCUUGUACAGCAUACCAUCUGCCUUUCGUUUCCAGGGUUAUGUCCCAAUACUCCUUCCCUACUUCAUUUCCACGAAUGCCACUGUGUGAAGGUAGAGUUACACCAACCAAAGAGGAACUGAAAUGGCAUCGGGAGCAAUUGACUGUGAGAUUUCGGGAUGUAAUGUUAGUUUCCUAA
Messenger RNA from Arctia plantaginis, 216 nucleotides. The record is from the annotation of a GenBank genome assembly. Lineage: Eukaryota; Metazoa; Arthropoda; Insecta; Lepidoptera; Erebidae.